Messenger RNA from Vigna unguiculata (cowpea), 889 nucleotides. It is a transcript of the gene PNSL1, whose product is annotated as PsbP-like protein 2. Gene Ontology annotation, biological process: photosynthesis. Gene Ontology annotation, cellular component: photosystem II oxygen evolving complex; photosystem II; extrinsic component of membrane. Gene Ontology annotation, molecular function: calcium ion binding. NCBI's taxonomy places the organism in Eukaryota, Viridiplantae, Streptophyta, Magnoliopsida, Fabales, Fabaceae. The record is from RefSeq and is a predicted model, not a curated record.
UCCUAGCCACAUCAAAAGGCUUAAAUUCUUUGAUACACAGCACACACUAUCUCAGAAGUGAAGCUCUGAAGAACUGUGAAGUAUGGUACUUUCUUCAUGCUCUUUGACUUGGAUUUCACCCUCCUUCUCCCCUAAGUUAAACUUGCCACAUUCAAACCAUUUACCUCGCAAUACUGCAACUUCAUCUUCCAACAACACUGCGUUUUGUUCAUUGGGCACAAUCUCCACCGGAGAAAGCCACUGCCAGAGAAGACCGCUAUUGCUGGGAGUUGGAGCUUUGACUGCAAAUUUACAACUGACAGAUUUGGUUUUUGCUCAAGAAAAACCAGACAGAUACCAAGCUUUUGUGGACUAUGAAGAUGGGUAUUCUUACGUAUAUCCGAGAGAGUGGAAGGAAUUUGACUUUUUGGCUCAUGAUUCUGCCUUCAAAGACAAAGUCCUACAGUUACAGAAUGUAAGGGUGAGAUUUAUACCGACAGAGAAAAAAGACAUCCGAGAUUUGGGUCCUUUGGAAGAGGUAGUAUACUAUUUGGUGAAGCAUAGAUAUGCUGCACCAAACCAAAGACCAACAAUAAAUGCCAUGGAGGAGCGAACAAUAGAUGGAAAACAUUACUAUACCUUUGAAUACAUACUUACAUCACCAAACUACGCUAGUGGCUCCUUUGCAACAAUUGCUAUAGGAAAUGGACGGUACUACACGUUAAUUGUGGGAGCCAAUGAAAGGCGAUGGAAAAGAGUACGAGAUGAGCUUAAAGUGGUAGCAGAAUCUUUUAGGCUUCUUGACAUAUAAAAUGUCACGGGGCAAUGCAAGACGAGCUUAAAUUUGCCUACAGAUGAAGUUUGUUUUUAAAUAUUUGUAUAUCAGUAAAUAUAGUUUUUUACGGGUGAA